Oryzias latipes (Japanese medaka) is the source of this 3310-nucleotide messenger RNA. It is a transcript of the gene rhof, whose product is annotated as ras homolog family member F. Gene Ontology annotation, biological process: small GTPase-mediated signal transduction. The record is from RefSeq and is a predicted model, not a curated record. NCBI's taxonomy places the organism in Eukaryota, Metazoa, Chordata, Actinopteri, Beloniformes, Adrianichthyidae. Gene Ontology annotation, molecular function: GTPase activity; GTP binding.
UAUGCAAAUGUUAGAGGAUAUUUAUAAACAAAAUAAAUAGUUUUUGAAUUUUGCAACAGAAGGAGGGUAGUUGAUUGCUAAAUAGUAACAGAGACAUUAGACUAAAAGAAAGCAGUCGGGGGGUUAUCGGUUACAUUUUAGCAGUCGUGGCUAACGUUUACAACUGUUGGAAUGCGGAGUGCUCGGGCAAUUGGCUGGUUAACAGCGGCGGCUCCGUGGGCCAAUCAGAGAGCAGCAGCGGUGGAGCUCUCUGCUAUUAGAGGCACGGUUCAGGAGUCCUUCAACACAGAGAAGGGAGAGGGGGCUGAGUGCUCUCGGCAGCCAUUUUCCUUAAACAGGACUCAAUGGCCUAUAUGGGUUUCCUUUGUUCCAAAAGGGAUCUUACACUUCAUUUCCUCAUCUCUUACGGACUAUGAUAAAACUAUGAUUGCUCCUUUUAAAGGAUUGAGAAGAUGGAGGAGAAUGUACUGGAUGUAAUACCCUGUGACAUUUUGAGCCUUUUUUCUCUCUGCCUGGAAUCCAUCUUUGUCUUAACUAGGUCAUGGCACACCCAUAUAGUAUUUAUAUUUCUAAGUAAAAAAGAAAACCAAAUGUUGUAAAUAAAUGGGUUUGGAGAUGUUCUGUGACAGACAAAAACACAGUUAAAAGUGACAAUAUGCUGGGCACUGCACUUAUGGCCUUUAGUAGGGAAUGAGUAGCAAUCAGUAAGUUCAAAUUCUUUUAACUAUUUGACAGCUAAAUGUUAUUAAAAGUAAGUUUGUUGUGAUCAAUUUGAAAUGCUGUAACACAAUUUUAUUUAAAAUAUUCACUGCAUGCUGACAUAUACAUGUUUUCUAGUACUUAUCAUUAGUAGACCAUAAAUAACGUUCUUUUGACUGUAUUUUAUUGGACUUUAUUUUUAUUUUUUUUACUGUUGACUGACCAUUAUUAUGUUGUGAUUAACGAAUUGAAAAACUCCUCUCACAGCAGCAACCUGACUCUUCUUGCACCCUGUCGAGCAACCGUGGAGGCAACGUCAAGCACGAUUAGGCUCGUGCCGUCCACUCGCCAUUUAACGGCUAAAUACGUCCAUGCUGUAGAGCCACGGGCUUGACCUUGUCUCAAGUAUGUAUCUGACUGUCUUAAAAACGAGGCCUAUUCACGUAAGAUUUUAAAACGUCAUUUUCAAAGUUAAAAAAAAAUGGGGGAGAUUUUUAGAGGGGGGAAACGUUCAUGGUGGAAAUAUUUACCUGAACCUUUAGAUGACAAGUAGGGAGGAGGCCUAAACUCGGGGGCAAGAGGACUGUUUUCAGCUCCAUCUUCCGAUCUUCUAAUAGUGAGAUUGAUGAGAAGUGGGAAAGCUUCUUCUGGAAAGGGAAAAAAAAAUCUAUUAGUACGACAGUUAAAAGGUCUUCUUUAAAAAAAAAAAAAAAAAAAAGAAUUCAUCAUUGCUUAUAUACCCCCUCAGCCCGCGAAUAUGCAUCAAGAAUCAGCAGUGUGGGUAAUAUGCAAACCAUCCCUUCUCUCCUUGAAGACAGGACGAGUAUAACCUCGACAUUUCUAGCCGAGCUUCAUCAUAAAACUGCAAGGAAAGGGAUGUUGGAGGUAAAAUGGUUGAGAUCCUUCAGUCUUAACCAUUAGAGCUGGUCUCUCUCACGCCUUCUUCCUCAAACGCAGUCAAGAGGAGGCAGAGCCUGCGCUGAAGUACCCACCCAAGAAAGUGAAAGAAGCAAAAGUCAUGCAAAAAAACCCCAAAAGGAAGUGAGUGCAUGACAGCCUCCUCGUGUGUCUGUGCUGCAGCGAACAGUCUCUCACGAUGGGACAGGAGGCGGGAGGCAUCAGGGUCUGAUGGAAGCGGCGUCAGUGUGACAGGAAAUGGUGAGCAGACUGAGCUACCUGGUAAAACAUGAGCUCCUUUCUCUUGGCUGCGAAUCAACGGGAACUUUGCUGAAUAUAGAUUCAUCAAUCUUUGCCAUGUCUUUAAAAUAAAAAUACAUUAAAAAAAACAAAAGAAAGGAGGGAACCUAUAUUGCCUCAUCCUGCCUGCUACCUGUCGGACCUGUUUGGAGGUAAAAUGAGUGAAAACGGUGGAGUAACAGGCAAAGGCAGGAGGGAAAAACAAGAACUCAAGAUUGUCAUUGUGGGAGAUGGAGGCUGUGGGAAAACAUCUCUGCUCACGGUUUAUGCCAAAGGACUAUGCCCCAUCCGUGUUUGAGAAGUAUGUCACGACUGUUGAUCUGGAUGGGAAACAGAUAGAACUCACCCUCAAUGACACAGCUGGACAGGAAGACUACGACAGACUGAGGCCGCUCUCAUACUAUGGGGUCAGCCUGGUUUUAGUGUGCUUCGAUGUCACCAACCCCACCAGCUUUGACAAUGUUCUAGUCAAGUGGUUCCCAGAGGUGAAGCACUUUUGUCAGGACGUCCCAGUUAUCCUCAUUGGGUGCAAAACUGACCUCAGGAAGGACAGGGAAUGCAUGAGGAAGCUGAAGGCCAACGGGAUGGCUCCCAUCUCAUACACACAGGGGGAACAGACGCAGAAGGAAAUCAACGCAGCGCUCUACCUGGAGUGCUCAGCCAAAUUUCAGGAGAACGUGGACAACUUGUUCAGGCAGGCCACCAAAAAAGCCUUGGCCUUCAACCGAAAACAGAGGAAGCUCAAGCGGAAGAAGAAAUGCGUCAUUUUCUGAGGGGGGGGGGGUGUCUUCUGAACAUCAAGACGUGGAAAGGACUGUUCUACACAUCAAUCCAGCAAACCCGGUUGCACCAUCUGACUGUUCUGCUUGAACUGCAACGUAAUGAGUCAUGCUGCAACAGGAAACCCUUCCUUUGAGAGAUGCACACAGACUUUUCAAAGAUAAAAUGGAAAAUUCACUUCCUGCUUGCAUAUCAAAUGACUGUUUAUCCCCAACUGCCAGUAUUUGAAUGAGUUUAGUAUUUAUGGGUAAUUAUGCUGAAACAACAAAGAACUAAAAAAGCAAAUAUUGGAUGUUCUCAUUCAGGAAUAGUGUUAGUUUAAAAGGGUUAUUAAAAAGAAACAGCAAUUAAUCCUUUAUAGCAAGACUAAAUGCUUACUUUUAGUUUUUUAAUUGUUGUUGCAGGAUUUUUACCUUUAACAACAGCGCCGACUAGAGGCACAAGGGUAUAAUGACCGUAGCAUCUCCUGUUUGAUGGACUUAUUUUCAUACACAUAAAAUACACAACUUCAUGAGGAAUUUUUUUUUAUUGAUGUACACAGAUUGAGAAACUGCAAACUGUGCUGUGUUACUGGCCAAACAUUGAGCUGAUAAAGUAUUAAAAUAAACUGCAACUGUAUGAAAAUCUGAAUUUA